Molecule: messenger RNA, 4266 nt
Organism: Hippopotamus amphibius kiboko
Lineage: Eukaryota; Metazoa; Chordata; Mammalia; Artiodactyla; Hippopotamidae
Gene: DGCR8
Product: DGCR8 microprocessor complex subunit
Exons: 14
Coding region: 413-2734 (773 amino acids)
Biological process (GO): primary miRNA processing
Cellular component (GO): microprocessor complex
Molecular function (GO): identical protein binding; heme binding; primary miRNA binding
Source: RefSeq, a predicted model, not a curated record
CGCGCGGCAGGCGGGUCCCGCCGACCGGAGAGCGCCCGCGCGGCCCUUCCGCAGGGUGGCGGCGGCCGCGUCGGGAGCGCCUCCGCCGCGGUCGGGCUGCGGGCAGCUCGGGCGGGCCGCGGGCGCCGGAGGUGGAGGAAGACGGGUGCCCCUCCGGCUUGAGGACAGACUCGCUUAGUCGUCAGUCAUUUAAGCUGAGUGCAUUGUGAUUUCCAAUAAUUGAGGCAGUGGUUCUAAAAGCUGUCUACAUUAAUGAAAAGAGCAAUGUGGCCAGCUUGACUAAGCCGCCAGCGUGUGCAGUGCGGGCAGGACGGCACCCAGGUCUCGACGGACUUGUGCAUGUUAGCUGUAUAGAUUUAUGUAAGGUGUUUUAAAACUCUGGUCUUUUAAAAUAGUCUUAACCGCUUGUACUAUGGAGACAUGCGAGAGCCCCCCUCCUCUCCCGCGUGAGCCCGCAGGAGGAGCGGUGAUGGAGAGCCGAGCCCGCCCCCUCCAAGCGCUGCCCCGUGGACAGUCUCCACCACCUCCCCUGCAAACGUCCAGUGAUGCAGAGGUAAUGGACGUUGGCUCUGGUGGUGAUGGACAGGCCGAACCCCCUGCUGAGGACCCGCUCAACUUCUACGGAGCUUCUCUUCUCUCCAAAGGAUCCUUCUCUAAGGCCCGCCUCCUCGUAGACCCGAACUGUAGUGGCCACAGCCCGCGCACCGCCCGGCACGCACCUGCGGUCCGGAAGUUCUCCCCCGACCUUAAGUUGCUUAAGGAUGUAAAGAUUAGCGUGAGCUUUACCGAGAGCUGCAGGAGUAAGGACAGGAAGGUGCUGUACACGGGAGCGGAGCGCGACGCGCGGGCAGAGUGCGGCCUGACCCUUAGCCCUGUCCGUGGAGACGUGCAUGCGUGUCCCUUUGGCGGGAGCGUUGGUAACGGGGUAGACGUAGGGGGUGAGAGUGCGGAUAAGAAGGAUGAGGAGAAUGAGCUGGAUCAGGAAAAGAGAGUGGAGUAUGCAGUGCUCGAUGAGUUAGAAGAUUUUACUGACCAUUUGGAGCUAGAUGAAGAAGGAGCAGGCGGGUUCACGGCUAAAGCCAUCGUGCAGAGAGACAGAGUGGACGAAGAGGCCUUGAAUUUCUCCUACGAGGACGAUUUUGACAACGAUGUUGACGCUCUGCUGGAAGAGGGCCUCUGCGCGCCCAAGAAGAGGCGGGUGCAGGAGCGGUGCGGCGGCGACAGCGACCCGCCGUCGGACGGGGAGCCCAGCGUGCAGCCGGUGAUGACCAGGGUUAAGACGGUGCUCAGGAGCCGUGGCCGCCCGCCCACGGAACCGCUGCCCGACGGGUGGAUCAUGACCUUCCACAACUCCGGAGUCCCCGUGUACCUGCACCGCGAGUCUCGGGUGGUCACCUGGUCCAGGCCGUACUUCUUGGGAACGGGAAGCAUACGGAAACACGACCCUCCUCUGAGUAGCAUCCCCUGUCUGCACUACAAGAAGAUGAAGGACAGCGAGGAGAGGGAGCAGAACAGCGAGCUCCCGCCCGCUGGGGAGGUGCCCCCUGCCAAGCCCCUGAGCCGGCCUGCAGAGCUGGAGCUCCCCCUGGAGGAGCCCGACUCCCUGGGGGCUGACUCGGGGCCCCCAGAUGAGAAGGACCCACUGGGGGCCGAGGCCACCCCUGGGGCCCUGGGGCAGGUGAAGGCCAAGGUGGAGGUGUGCAAAGAUGAAUCGGUUGACCUCGAGGAGUUUCGGAACUACCUGGAGAAGCGCUUUGACUUCGAGCAGGUCACCGUGAAGAAAUUCAGGACGUGGGCUGAGCGUCGGCAGUUCAACCGAGAAAUGAAGCGGAAACAGGCCGAGUCGGAGAGGCCCAUCCUGCCGGCCAAUCAGAAGCUCAUCACUCUGUCUGUGCAGGACGCGCCCACCAAGAAAGAGUUCGUCAUCAACCCCAACGGGAAGUCCGAGGUCUGCAUCCUGCACGAGUACAUGCAGCGCGUGCUCAAGGUCCGCCCCGUGUACAACUUCUUUGAGUGUGAGAACCCAAGUGAGCCUUUUGGUGCCUCGGUGACCAUUGAUGGUGUGACCUACGGAUCCGGAACGGCAAGCAGCAAAAAACUUGCGAAGAAUAAAGCUGCCCGGGCCACGCUGGAAAUCCUCAUCCCGGACUUUGUGAAGCAGACCUCUGAGGAGAAGCCCAAAGACAGUGAGGAGCUGGAGUAUUUUAACCACAUCAGUAUCGAGGACUCGCGGGUCUACGAGCUGACCAGCAAGGCCGGACUGCUGUCUCCCUACCAGAUCCUCCACGAGUGCCUUAAAAGAAACCAUGGGAUGGGGGACACUUCCAUCAAGUUUGAAGUGGUUCCUGGAAAAAACCAGAAGAGUGAAUACGUCAUGGCGUGUGGCAAGCACACAGUGCGCGGCUGGUGCAAGAAUAAGCGAGUCGGGAAGCAGUUGGCCUCGCAGAAGAUCCUUCAGCUGCUGCACCCGCACGUCAAGAACUGGGGGUCCUUGCUGCGCAUGUACGGCCGUGAAAGCAGCAAGAUGGUCAAACAGGAGACCUCGGACAAGAGUGUAAUCGAGCUGCAGCAGUUCGCCCGGAAGAACAAGCCCAACCUGCACAUCCUGAGCAAACUGCAGGAGGAGAUGCGGAGGCUGGCGGAGGAGCGGGAGGAGACGCGGAAGAAGCCAAAGAUGUCCAUCGUGGCAUCUGCGCAGCCUGGUGGCGAGCCCCUGUGCACUGUGGACGUGUGAGGGCCAGUGGUCCAGGCUCGGGGGCCGCCAGCCCUGCUGCAGGGGAGACCCACCCACUCACUCUGCAGCCCCGUGCCUCCGGUCCACGGUUCCCCCCUGCCACUGCGUUUCCGACAGCCAGGCCCAUGCAGCUCUUUUUUGGGGGCCACCCACGGGUCUGGGUGGCCGUGUUCAAGCACCGACUCAGCCUGCUGCACAGGUGGACCUCUGCCUGUGGGGACGUGCUGCAGACCAGAGCGACGCAGGUUUUCGUGAAUUUUAGUACAUGACGUGCUGACGAGAAGCGGCAGCUGGAGGACAUGAAGUGAGAGCGCCUGCACCCGGAGCUCCUGCAGGCGCUGUAGGGACCUGGCCAGAGGCAUACGCUAGCACCCCCUCCCCGUCCCUCCCCGCCUCCUGGGUUUCCCUUUGUUCUCUGAAAAAGGAGUAUUUCAGACCUUUCUGGUUUAAACAUGAACACAAUUUAGCAUCAAAACUACUUUUCAGAGGUUGCCGGCAAGUCACCAAGGUGACCAUUCUUUGCCUUGCCCAUGGGCGAAGGCGCCUGUCCACACCCGGCUUGCUGUCCCCUUCUUUCGAGUAAGUCUUCGUGCCCCGAGACACGCCUUCUCAGACACGGGGCCCCUCCCCUCCGCUGGCCUCUGGCGAUUUUUUACUAAAUUUUUGCACAGUCAAGUCUGUCCACCCAUCAAUUUUUAAAGCUUUUAUGAUAUUUUAGCGUUUGGAAAGAAACUUUUACAGUGAGAGUAGAAGAUAGAUUUGGAAUCAUGUAGCAGAUAUGAACAAUUAAUGCAUUUUUAACUUGUGAGCCUAUUUAAAGAGGAAACAAGGACCCUCUGCAGCACGUGCACAGGCUGCUCUUCCUCUGCGGAGCUGCUGUGAGCACGUCGGGGCAGCACUGGGUCUCGAGCAGCCGCCCGGUGCAGCCAGGUGACCGGGUGGGCCCUGCGGACAGGUGUGGGGGCAGAUCUGUCCCCACCCAGGGGUGCCUGUUGAGGGCGCUGGGUGCUCAUGGCACAGCACUGGGUGUCACCUCCCACAGGCGUGCCGUCUCCUACCGCCUCCCCCAUGGGGGGUGGUGGUGGUGAUUCUACAGACCGCACCCCCCCACCCCCGUCGUGUGACUGAGGUUGGUGCCUGUACUGACCUUUGUAAAACAGAAUCCGUAAAUCAAGUUGCUGUAAUUACACACUUGCUUCUGUCCUGCCGUCUGCAGUUGUGACUAGUCAUUUGACUGUAACCGUUUGCCCUUAAAACAGCCAAAUGCGCCACCGUGAACCAAAGCUCCGUGCACACUGGAGACGGGGUGAGCCUCACCUCGGCCUCCCUGAGCCCUUCCUUCCUCUGUCCCCCGUGUGUGGGUGCAAGUGUCCUGUGAACACAGCUGUGCCGUGGGGGCAGAGGGCAGGGAGAGCCUGUGCUGAGACCACUUCUGUGUGGCCACCACCCUUUACGUACCUCUCAAGUGGCGGCGGGGCCACGGCUACAGGGCGGAGCCCUGAUUGUCUGGACACAUAAAGCAAAACUGCCCG